AUGCGAUCAGCUGUUGCCCCGCCGCGCCGGGUGGCCCGUCCCAGCGCGCCGCCCGCCUCGGUGCGCCCCCGCGCCCGCGGGGUGGGCAGCCGCCCCGCCCCGCCCGGCUGCGCUCCCGCCCCGCCCCGCCCUGGCCCCCCUAAACUCGCACGCAAGAAACACCCGCAGAGAUCCACAGGGAAGAAACCUCACUGCUGCUCUGACGGUGGGAAGAGAUUCACCUCCUCAGCAGGCAUUCAAAUUAAUCAGAGAAUCCACACAGUGGAGAAACCUUAUAGCUGUACUCAAUGUGGGAAGAGUUUUACUCAUUCAACCAGCCUGGUAUCACACCAGAGAACACACACAGGAAAGACAUCUUAUAUCUGUAGCUGUGGUAUAUGUGGGAAGAGUUUUACUCGGAUAAGCACCCUGAUAUCACACCAGAGAACACACACAGGAGAGAAACGAGAGAAACCGUAUAGCUGUGAUGAAUGUGGGAAGAGUUUUUAUUCAUCUAGCCAUCUUAUUGUACACCAAAGGACACACACAGGAGAGAAAUCAUAUAGUUGUACUCAGUGUGGGAAGAGUUUUUUUACAUCUAGCUAUCUGAAGAGGCACCAGAGAACACACACAGGAGAGAAACCUUUUAGCUGUACUCAAUGUGGUAAGAGUUUUACUCAGCUAAGCAACCUGAUAUCACACCAGAGAACACACUCAGGAGAGAAACCGUAUAGCUGUAAUGAAUGUUGGAAGAGUUUUACUCACCUAAGCAGCCUGACAUCACACCAGAGAACACACACAAGAGAUAAACCAUAUAGCUGUCAUGAAUGUGACAAGAAGUUUUUUAGCCUAAGCAGCCUGAUGUCAACCCAGAGAACACACACAGGAGAGAAACUUUAUAGCUGUGAUCAAUGUGGGAGGAGUUUUAAUACAUCCAGCAUUCUGACUAGACACCAGAGAAACACACAAGGAGAGAAACCUUAUAUUGUGAUCAAUGUGGGAAGAGUUUUGCUACAUCUGGCCAGCUGACUUCACACCAGAGAAACAACACAGGAGAGAAACCUUAUAACUGUGAUCAAUGUGGGAAGAGUUUUGCUACAUCUGGCCAGCUGACUUCACACCA
Messenger RNA from Salvelinus sp. IW2-2015, 1102 nucleotides. RefSeq names its product zinc finger protein 180-like. Gene Ontology annotation, molecular function: DNA-binding transcription repressor activity, RNA polymerase II-specific; RNA polymerase II cis-regulatory region sequence-specific DNA binding. The record is from RefSeq and is a predicted model, not a curated record. Gene Ontology annotation, cellular component: nucleoplasm. NCBI's taxonomy places the organism in Eukaryota, Metazoa, Chordata, Actinopteri, Salmoniformes, Salmonidae. Gene Ontology annotation, biological process: regulation of transcription by RNA polymerase II.